AUGCUUGAAGCCCAGGGCCAUGAGGAGCUUCCUGACCGGGCUGGGGACGGCGGGCGGGGCUGGCCUGUGAUGCGCUCUGGGUUCUGUGACAGCACAGGUGUGUCACAAGGCCGUGUCACAAUGGGGGCAGCUACGAAAGGCCACAGCGGGUGCCACUGCCCCAGUAGAGCCUGGGCAAGCGGUGAGUGCACAGCAGUGAGGAGACGGGGCUGGAGGAGAGCAGGGGCUUGGGGAGGGCAGGGGCAGAAGCUCCGGUACCGGGCCCUGUGUUCUGCCCCCACACCCAGGGCCCGGCCCCCGGGAGGGAGCGCCUUGCUGAGGGCGCGGCGCUUGCUGGGGCAGCGGUGCAGGCCUCAAAGCCUGCCAGCUGCCGGGGUCCCCCUCCUCCCUGCCGCCACAUCCCUGCGGCUCCUGCCCCCCACUGACUCUCUCCGUUCCGGCCCCACUGAACUCUGCAUUCUGUGUGUCCUCCUGCAGACCAUGGCUUUACUGUCAUUGCUCUUCGUGCUCGUGCAAAGCCUGAUCCAGUACCCCCAGCCGGCUGGGGAUGGGCUGGAUGAGGCCACGCACCGGCGAAUGCAGGAGCGUCAGGAGCUGCUGGACCGUGAGAUGGCUCGGCUGCUGCAGGAGCUGGAGCAGCAGGAUGAGGGCUGGGGAGCCGUGCUCUUUGGUGCCCUGCAGCAGUGGCCAUUCUGGGUCCUUGCUGGAGUCCUGCUCCUCUUGGGCCUGUGGUUUGGCUGCAGGAGAAGGAGCAAGGAAGAUGAAGAAAGCACUGGUGGGAUUGUGGAGGAAGACGACUGCGGCAGUGGAAAGGACAGAGAAGGAAUUCCUCUGGCUGCAAAUGACAAAGACGAUGAUGAUGCCAUUGAAGGCAAUGAUGCUGUGAAGGUGAAGGAAGACAGCAAUGUUUACAAAGAUGAUGACCGUGACUUAAAGAAAGAUGAAGAAUGGAGUGAUGGGAACGUGCCAGGAGAUAAUACUUGUGAAAGAACAGAAGAAGAACCUGGCAAUGUUGCUGGAAAUACAGAAGGCCUAGAUGAUGAACAGGUGAAUGAAGACAACGAUUCUGAAAAGGAAGAAGAAGAAGGAGAAAACACGGAUGUACAGGUGGAUGAAGAAAAGGAUGCUGGAAAGGAAGAAGAAGAAGAAGAAGGAAACAAGGAUGUACAGAUGGAUCAAGACAAGGAUGCUGGAAAGGAAGAAGAAGAAGAAGGCAACAAGGAUGUACAGGUGGAGCCAGACAAGGACACUGGAAAGGAAGAAGAAGAAGAAGAAGGCAACAAGGAUGUACAGGUGGAGCCAGACAAGGACACUGGAAAGGAAGAAGAAGAAGAAGGAAACAUGGAUGUACAGGUGGAUGAAGAAAAGGACACUGAAAAGGAAGAAGAAGAUGGAGAAAACAUGGAUGAACAGGUGGAUCAAGACAAGGACACUGGAAAAGAAGAAGGAGGAAACAAGGAUGUACAGGUGGAGCAAGACAAGGACGCUGGAAUGGAAGAAGGAGGAGAUGGAAAUGAAGAAAAAACCAGUGGUGUGAAUAUGAAGGUGGGCAGCAACGAUGAUGUAAAUGAUGGGGAAGACAACGAGGAUGGACAGGAAGAAUACAUGGAUGUGAAGGUGCAGGAAAGCGGUGAUGCCAGUGAACAGGGGAGCAGGGAUUGCACUGGGCAGGAAGACAGCAAUCAACGUGGGAAUGAAGCAGCCCAUAGUGCUUUUGCUGGCACUGAGGAAGAAAAGAAGGAAGUUCUAGAAGAAGAUGGCAAUGAUAGAAAGCAGGAUGAAGAACAGGGUGAUGUGAAUGUGGAGGCAGACAAGAAGGAGGAUAGGAAAGAAGGUGAACAAGGUAACGUGGCUGCUAGGGAAAAAGAGGACAGUGACGGUGGCAAGGAAGAAAGCGGCAGCGGUGGAAGUGAAGACAGAGAGGACACCCAAGAUGUUUGGAAUGAGCUAGGCCUCCUUUUAGUAGAUCAGAUAGAGUGGCCUGUGGAGAAUCUGGAGAGAGGUUGCUCAGUGACAGCUGAGCUGAUGAAGAGCUUCAGCCGUGUCUUUGUGGACAGCGCCAGCAAUAGCUUCUACCCAGUGCCUCAGGAAGCCAUCGGGGUGGGCAGUGCCUUUGAGGGCUGGAGUCCCCGUGACUGGGAUGGCGUGUACCGGGUGCUGGUCCCACUGGAUCCCCCACCAGGGCACGCCUUCCAGCUGGAGCUGAACAGUGCAGGGCCGAUGGCGGCAAGGACCUUCAGCGUCCGUGUGGAGCUGGUGUGCAUGUGCAAGAGGGAGCAGCUGGACAAGAAGCUCUUGUGCUUCCUGCACCACUCGCAGGAGGAGCUGCGGCGGAAGCAGAAGCGCAGCCUCCUAGAGACACUCUGCACCGGCUCCUACCUGGACGUGGAAAAAACCUCCCACUGGUUCCGCCAGCUGGUGAGAUGCUCGUGGCUGCACGUGCCUCAGUCAUACUCGUGGCACUUGGUGUUUCAGCCCAGCAGCCGGUCCUGCCAAUUCCAGCUGAGCAAAGGCAAGGAGAGGCUGACGGUGGAGAUGCUCUUUGGGGUGCGCCAAGGGGACUCGGACAUCUUUGUGGUCAGCCAGCCCACGGAGGCCCAGAAAGGUGGCUCCCUCAGCUUUGUGAGCAGCCAGCCCGCCCAGGCCAACUUCAUUGCAAGCACAGCGUGGCCCGAGACGUACGCUGCGGCAGAGGCAAAAUUCUUCCAGCACAUCGCCAGGCAGCUGCCGUGUGAGAGCUUGCACCUGAAAUGCCUGCAGCUCUUCACCUGCAUCCUGAGGGACACAGGUCUUUCCAGCUCUACCUGGAAGACUGUGGUCAUGCACAUGCUGACCAUAGUACCUCUGUCCCGCUGGUGCAGGAGGGAAUUUGCACGGCGGCUGUGGGACACCAUGGCCUACCUGCACUGCUGCCUGCAGCUGAAACGCCUGGACCACUUUGUGCUGGGCAAUGAGAGGCUUCCUGCAGAGAUCAGCUUGCCGCCGGCAAUGCGAAGGGUUGAGCCGCUCAACCUCUUCGAGCGCCUGGUCCGAGAUCCGGCCGCCCACGGACAGGCGAUGCAAGCUUAUGGUCAGCUGCACUUUCACCUCUGGAUGCUGCUCUGCAACCAGUGA
This is a messenger RNA of Motacilla alba alba, 3114 nucleotides long. RefSeq lists its product as uncharacterized. The record is from RefSeq and is a predicted model, not a curated record. Gene Ontology annotation, cellular component: membrane. Bases 1 to 3114 code for a protein of 1037 amino acids. NCBI's taxonomy places the organism in Eukaryota, Metazoa, Chordata, Aves, Passeriformes, Motacillidae. The transcript is spliced from 2 exons.